This is a messenger RNA of Amborella trichopoda, 1395 nucleotides long. NCBI's taxonomy places the organism in Eukaryota, Viridiplantae, Streptophyta, Magnoliopsida, Amborellales, Amborellaceae. The record is from RefSeq and is a predicted model, not a curated record.
AGGGACCUAGAGACGGAAUACAGGCCUUGAAGAGAGAGAAAGUGAGAGAGAGAGAGAGAGAGCGAAGCCAAUGAAAACGUAACGCGUGAGAGAAGCAAAACGUAUCAGAAAAAGAAGAGAGAGAACGGGAAGGAAAGGCCCAUGGACGAAGUGUUGGUGGCUGGAGAUGGCAGACCUUUCUUCUUUAACAACAACAACAACAACACCACCACCCCUUCCUCUUCUUCUUCCCCUGUUUCUCUCUCUAAUCUCCCUCUCCUCUCCUCUUUCCUUGCUUUCGCCAUUGCUCAGUUCCUCAAGCUCUUCACCACCCGGUAUAAGGAGAAGAGAUGGGAUGCCAAAAGGCUGCUUGGUUCAGGUGGAAUGCCAUCUUCACAUGCUGCAACUGUCACAGCACUUGCAAUAGCCAUUGGCUUAAGAGAGGGAGCUGGAAGCUCCAUGUUUGCGCUUGCUGUGGUGGUGGCAUCUGUUGUCAUGUAUGAUGCAUCAGGGGUUCGGUUGCAUGCUGGUCGACAGGCAGAGUACUGCAAAGAUCCACGAAAACCAAUAGAUGGCAAUGCACUUCUGCUCACAUUUUGUGAAGGGUAUCCAUCAUGCUCUCUAGAGUUUAUUCAUUACAGGACAGUGCUUAUAUAUUAAUUACAGAUUGCGGUUCCUGCAUGGAGACUGUUAACUAAUUUUAAAGGAAGUAUUCUAUAAUUAAUUCACUAUGGAAAAGCUGUAAUCCGUUGGGUCUUCCUCCAAUUAAAUGAUGCACAGUGAUGGAGAAUGCGAGGACCCACCAAAAGAGGGUAUGACCUGAAUAGCAGGUCUCAAACUUUCUUGCAUCAUUGCCCAUCAUUUCAUUGGAUGCUGAUUACCUGAAGGCCUUUUCUAUAGUUGAUUGAGUUAUUGUAUUCAUCCUUAUCAAUCAAUCCAUGAUGUAUAACAGAGUUGCAGUUAUUGCUUCACCCAAAACCCCCCACAGAAGCUUUUGGAUUUAACAAAAUUUUACAUAUCUCAUAUCAUACUUCUUCAGUGCUUUGAUAAUCUUGUCUUGGAAUGCAAACAAUGUUGAGUGACUGAAUUUAUCUUUCAUUUUCAUCUCUUUGGUAUGACUGACCUCUUGGUAUAUGAUCACUGCUUGAUCUAUUUUUCUUAUUUCUUUAUUUUUGGAUGGGGUGCAGGGGUGUGUGGUGGGAUCUCUGAUUUUGUAAUGAACUUGAUGCUGAAGUAUUAUAUAGUAACUUUACUUCCCUGAAGUACUGUAUUAUCUUGGUCCUGAGACAUUCAGUUGUCUAUGAUUUUUCGUGUCUAGGCAACUGUGAUAUAUGUGAUUUCUAAUGUUUACUUGAUAAAAUAGGCUUCUUCUCACAUGCUCGUUCAUUUUUACUGACUUUAUUAUUGACUGCCACA